AUGUCAACCAACAACACUGAAUCUUCUUCUCUUCCUACUCAAAGGCUUUUAGGUAAAGUGGCGUUGAUAACCGGAGGAGCCACAGGGAUAGGAGAGAGCAUUGUUCGUCUGUUCCACAAGCACGGCGCAAAAGUCUGCAUUGUCGAUUUGCAAGAUGAUCUCGGAGAUAAGCUCUGUAAAAGCCUGCUUAGUGGUGAGACGACUAAGGCAGAGGCAUGUUUCAUCCAUGGUGAUGUGAGAGUAGAAGACGACGUUAGCAAUGCGGUUGACUUCGCGGUGAAGCGAUUCGGGACGCUUGACAUAGUCAUCAACAACGCUGGACUAAGCGGAGCGCCGUGUCCCGAUAUUCGCAACAACAGUUUGAGCGAGUUCGAGCUGAUCUUUGACGUGAACGUGAAAGGAGCUUUCCUAGGGAUGAAACACGCGGCUCGGGUGAUGAUUCCGGCGAAGAAAGGGUCGAUAGUUUCGUUGUGUAGCGUUGGAGGUGUUGUGGGAGGUGUUGGUCCGCAUUCUUAUGUUGGUUCGAAGCACGCUGUUCUUGGCUUGACUAGGAGCGUUGCGGCGGAGCUUGGACAGCACGGGAUACGAGUGAACUGCGUUUCGCCUUAUGCGGUUGCGACGAAACUCGCUCUGGCUCAUUUGCCGGAGGAGGAGAGGACGGAGGAUGCGUUGGCUGGUUUCAGGAGUUUCGCGGCCGCGAACGCGAAUCUGAAAGGUGUGGAAUUGACGGUUGAUGACGUGGCGAACGCGGUUUUGUUUCUGGCGAGCGAUGAGUCGCGGUACAUAAGUGGUGAUAAUCUGAUGAUUGAUGGAGGUUUCACCUGCACUAACCACUCCUUCAAAGUUUUCAGAUGA
Molecule: messenger RNA, 855 nt
Organism: Microthlaspi erraticum
Lineage: Eukaryota; Viridiplantae; Streptophyta; Magnoliopsida; Brassicales; Brassicaceae
Source: the annotation of a GenBank genome assembly